AUGGUACCUGUUCCUCGCUCAGUCGAGGUCGAAGCCCAUGCCAUCCCCAUCGCCUUUCUCAAGGCGUAUCCAUUUCCCGCCUUUGUCCUUCGCAUUAGAGCUGCGCCAGGCCACAAUGAUAUGCGCAGAGAAUCAUCUGCUAGCUUGGAGACUGAUCUGCAGGACGCCAACGUCCCAGGUUUACCAACACCCAGAAUCUCGCCCCCUCUCCUCGCCCACCUUGACGCUGUAAAUGGCAACCGUGACCUGCACACAGCUUCACCCCCGCUCCACCGGGACCUCGACUUUGUGCAUGCUCCGAUGCCAGCGUAUGCACCUCAUCUCCUCGUCUGGGCAAAUGACGCGUGGACCAACCUGUCGGAUGGCUGCUACUUUCGUGACAUUGUGGAGCCACACGCCCUGGUCGCGUUUGAAAGCUGGGUGCAGAGCGACUCGACAAAGGACAACACCUGCAAGUUGUCACUCCCCCGACAACACGUCACUCUCCACCUGGUCAAGACGCGACAUGUCAUCCCCACUUCGGCCCCGUGCUUUGGCACAUGCCCCUACGCGUUCGUUGUCAUCACAUCCGUGCAGAUAACUCAGAUGGCUGGAACAACGGCUGUGGGCUCGUUGCAGACGCCGUCAGCUAUAGCCCAGAAAGGACUCGCUGCUGGCAUGCAGAGCAAGUCACCUGGAGGGCGAUACGGCGACCGAGACCCCAUGACACCACGUCGAAAACCGGAAGCCACAGGGCGAAACACAAAAAGCCUGCUGCGAGACGAGAACUCAACAUCCGAGCCCAACCGUGAAGCCUUGCGCAAAGGACGCAGCGCACCCGACUCUUUUGGCGUUUUUGAUGUCACUGCGCGCCGACAGCAAGCUCUGAUCCAAUGCCGAGAUUUGUUCAAGCAAACAGAUUGGUCCAAGACUCCGUUGGGCCCUUUGUCUGGCUGGCCAACCGAGGUCACCACAAUGGUCCAGGUCGUACUCGACUCGCCAACUCAAGACGCCAUUUGGCUCGGAGAAAACCAGACCAUGAUCUAUAACCAGCACUACGCUCAGUUCGUGCCCCACCCACAGUCGUUUGCACGGCCUGCGUGUGAAGUGUGGUUCCACGUGUGGGACAUCCUGUCAGGCUUAGCGGAACGGUGCAUGGAGGGUGAGCCCAUCUACGUGGAAGACCGAAUCAUCUUCUACCUCCGAGGGGACCGGGGUCACUUUCUGGAACGAUACCACACGUGGUCCAUGCUUCCCAUCCACCUUAAGGAUGAUCCCGAAGGCCGCCCAAAGGCCAUCUACUUGUCUUCGUUUAACACUACCGACAAGGUCAUUGCUUCUCGACGACUUGAUACGUCACGCGUUCUCGUCGAGUCGCUUGUCCCCGUUACCACUACCGCCGAGUACUUCCACACCGUGGCCCAGGUCAUUGACGAUAACCGCACCGACCUUCCCUUUGCGAUUCUUUACAGCGUGUCAGCGCAAAACGAACAAGCCUUGUCUGCCGAUCCGACCGGGACGCGCACUGUGGAUAUCCGCCUGGAAGAAACAGCCGGUGUCCCGGACGACCAUCCAAAUGUUCCGCGUCAGCUGUCCCUGACAGUCCCCGUAUCCCAUACCUCGCCAUAUGCGGCAACCUCCGACGUGGAGCGCGCCGAUCGCGUGUCCGACUGGCUUUCAUCGUCUCCUGCCCCAUCUGUCAGGUCCUUCGGAUCAAACAACCCAGGAGGCCGGCAGCCUGUCAUUACCAGUCCAGAAACGGGGUCGUGGCCCAUUCACAAGGCUCUUACAACGGGUAACUGUGUCCUUGUCGACUGUUCCGAGCUGGUAAAGGGCUUUGAGAUUCGCCAAUGGGAUGUGCUGCCAGACCGAGCCCUGGUCAUUCCUAUCCUCACUGAUGGCGGCAGAACUCCUCGCGCUGUCGUUAUUAUUGGACUCAACGUUUGUGCUGCGUUUGACCCCGAAUACGAGGACUGGAUCAACAUCAUGCGCGGACAUCUCACAGCAUCGCUGGCCAGUGUCCAAGCAUUCGAAGCCCAGGUCUCUGCUCAACUCGAGAGCGAGCGCAUCGAACGAGCCAAGUCGGCAUGGCUUCGCAGUGCUGCCCUUGAACUCCGUUCACCCAUCACCCUCAUCGCAGGUCCAUUGGAUGAGCUCCUGAUGUCUGAGCUCAGCUAUCGACAGCGACACACGCUCAAGAUCGCUCAGCGGAACGUGUACCGGCUUCAGCAGCUUGUUUCGUCCCUGCUCUUCUUUGGUCGCGUGGAGCAAGGCGCCGUACGGCCCCAAUUUGUGCCCCUUGAUUUGGCCAAGUUCAUCACCAGCCUUACCGACUUGUUCCGGCAGCCUGUCGAGCGGCUUCGCAUUGACUUCCGCGUUGAGAUUGAGCCAUACGCCGGGUUUAUUGUUUUUGACCCGCUAAUCAUUGAAACGGUAUUGUCCAACCUCAUCAGCAGCACUAUUAAAGCGAGCAAGAACGGUACAAUAACUGUGCGUGUGUCAUACACGUCGGAACAGGCAGAUAUCGCGAUCUUCACGACGUCCGUGUUACCAGAGGUCGAGUUUGCCGCCGAACACAACGUUGUCGACGGAGGCGCUGCAUCGGAUCCGACAACAGCAGGGCUGGGACUAGGUCUUGUCCUUGCCAAUAAGCUACUUCUACUCCAUGGCGGCUCCCUUAUGGUUCGCCGCACGUGCGCCGAGGACAUCGGUGUUGGCAAAGGAUCGGCUGUCAUCUCGCGUCUGCCGUUGCGUCACGAGUCGCCAGAAGAGGAGGACGCGCCGCUUGACACUCCGUUCGGAUCAUACGGUCGUGAGAUGGCCAAGGACAUACUACGCGUGAUGGUGGACGACGACGACCACAGCAGCCACAGCGGCGAGUCGUCCAAUCAGAGCAACGUGUACUCGUUUGCCGAGGGCCUCAUGUUCGAGGAAUCCGAUCAGCUACUUCUGGUGGAUGACAACCACGAGAUCCGCGACUACAUCAAAGGUCUCUUUGAGCCGCUCUGCCGAGUUGUCGAGACCGCAAGUGCCUUGGAGGCCCUACAGCUUGCGAAACAGUCCCUCCCCAACCUCAUUCUCGCCGACAUGUCCUCGCCACAGAUGUCUGGUGAACAGUUCUUGCAAGAACUCCGAAGCGACCAGGCUACACGCAUGAUACCUGUCGUGUUCCUGUCCAGUUCCGCCGAUGACGGAGAGGCCCAACUCAGCGCGCUGAUGGCUGGUGCAGAAGACUUCCUGAACAAACCGUUCAAGCCCAAGGAACUGCUACUGCGUGUCAACUUGCAUAUGCAGAUGGGCAAGAAGCGCGCCACUUUGGAGACCCUGUUCGCGCAACGCGAGCAAGAGUUGGCUGUGCUCUCCGACCACUGCCCAACUGGCAUUAUGCGAGCCGACAAACACGGCGUAGUCACCUACGCCAACCAGGCUUUCCGUGAAAUGGGCGGCAUGUCGCUAAACGAAAUGUUCACAGACUGGACCGAUUAUGUUGACGACGAGACGGAGUCACGUAUCGUACCACUAUGGGCGGACACAGUCGCCGGUAGCCGCAAGACGACUCAUGCCGAGUGGAAGUGGCGGAACGGCCGCAUCAUGUCUGGUGUUUUCAUCCGUCUCGACCAAGUCAGGCCUGGCAUGUCGGGCAUCAUCGGCUGCGUGACCGACAUUACCUACCAAGAGGAGAAGCUUUUGGAAGCCGAACGUCGUCGCGUCGAGGCGGAAGAGAGCAAACACCAGCAGGAGCUACUUGUCGACCUCACAUCGCAUGAGAUCCGCACACCAGUCUCGGCGAUUCUGCACUGCUCGUCCUUGGUUCUCGAGAAUCUCGUCUGCCUCAGGAGGGAGCUACAGCUUAUGGGGCCCGAGGGUUUCCACCCUACUCCCGAGAAUCUUCAAGAGCUGGAAGAGGACAUUUUGGCACUCGAAAGCAUCCACCAGUGUGGUUUGGUCCAGGAGCGCAUUGCGGGAGAUGUGUUGUCGCUGGCGCGUAUUCAACUCGACAUGCUGAGUCUGCACGAGAUCGACAUCGACGUGCAGGCCGAGGCGCACAAGGUCCUCGGCGUGUUCGCUAGCGAGGCGCGUUUCAAGAAGAUUGACAUCAACCUCGACUUUGGCCCGUCGUUCGAGGCCAUGGGUAUCAAAUCGGUCAAGACCGACCCGGUACGGCUUGGGCAAGUCGUCACCAACCUAGUCACCAAUGCCAUUCGCUUCACGACCUAUUCCGAGCUUCGUCAGAUCUUUGUCCAUUACGAUGUCGCAUGGAUCCCUCCGGCCCUCGGAACGUGCGAAUUCCCAGAGAAUGCCAGUGCACGUCCCCCAGCACAGGUCCCGGAAGGAACGCCAGUGUACCUCUUCGUCAGCGUGCGCGACACGGGUCCUGGCAUGAACCGGAGCGAGGCAGAAAACUUGUUCAAACGCUUCCGACAGGGCAAGGUCAUGAUUCACACGGCAUACGGCGGAUCUGGUCUCGGAUUAUUCAUCUGCAAAAAGAUCACCGAGCUCUGCCGUGGCAACAUCGAGGUGCUGAGCGUGGAUGGCGCGGGCAGCACAUUCCGAUUCUGGAUUAAAACUCAUACAACUGCCCCGAGCUCACCAGUCAAUGUCAUCCGCAAGCAGGUGGAAGAGCUCGAUCUCUCAAUGGACGCCAAGAGGGUGUGGCCUCUCAGCCAACCGAUUGGUUCUGCAGGCCUCACACCCCGACAUGCACCGCCCACAUCGUCGCUGGCGACUGCUCCCGCAGGACUGCCAUCAACAUUACAUGUUCUCAUCGUUGAUGACAACCUUAUCAACCAGACGGUCCUCAAGCGUCAGAUCCGAAAGGCUGGUUUGACCUGCCAGACGGCAGACGACGGUCAACAGGCACUGGAUCGCAUCUACGCCUCCCAGCCAUCCGCUACUGACCCGGACAACCCCCCCUUCGAUGUUGUCCUCAUGGACAUUGAGAUGCCCGUUAUGGACGGUCUCACUGCCGUCCGCCACGUGCGCGAGGACGAGGCGUCGGGCAAGAUCCAGCCCCAGAUCGUCAUUGCGUUGACUGGCAAUGCCCGUCCCGGGCAGAUGGAGAAUGCACGUCUGGCCGGCAUGGAUGAUGUGGUUACGAAACCAUAUCGUCUGCCCGAGCUUUUGGACAAGAUGCGCACCGCGGUCCAGGCCCGCCGCGAGAACGCAGACGCCGAGGCAUAA
Apiotrichum porosum is the source of this 5160-nucleotide messenger RNA. RefSeq lists its product as uncharacterized. NCBI's taxonomy places the organism in Eukaryota, Fungi, Basidiomycota, Tremellomycetes, Trichosporonales, Trichosporonaceae. Gene Ontology annotation, molecular function: phosphorelay sensor kinase activity. Bases 1 to 5160 code for a protein of 1719 amino acids. The transcript has 8 exons. The record is from RefSeq and is a predicted model, not a curated record. Gene Ontology annotation, biological process: phosphorylation; phosphorelay signal transduction system.